Molecule: messenger RNA, 1635 nt
Organism: Sus scrofa (pig)
Lineage: Eukaryota; Metazoa; Chordata; Mammalia; Artiodactyla; Suidae
Source: RefSeq, a predicted model, not a curated record
UAAGCCGCCCCUUCCCUGCCACCCUCUCUUUCCGCCGUCCCUCUCGGGCGGGAGCGCAAUUCGCGAGCAGGGUUGCACUUUCCAGGAGGGAUGGUCGGGGUGGAACGCGGGGUCGCAUCUGCAAGAUUUCCCUGCCCGGAAUCUGUCCCCACGCCUCCUCUUCUCACCCCGCUCCUCCCCGCCGUCAGCCCCCUCCUCUUCCAUCUGGGAGGUGAGCCAGGGCUGCCCUUUCUAGAAAAAACUACCCCGCUCCACCUUUUCAUCCCCCCUGGCCCGCCACAGGCCGGCUUGUGGCAGCGGGCUCCCUCUCCGUCCCGGCUUUUCUCAGAAAAGCUUGAUUGGGCCGGAGCUUCCCCUAGAAAGCGUGCCUGGGUGAGGAGGCCAGGAGCCACUUUCCAGUUACUUGAUUUUAACAUGGGUUCUCAUUCAUCUUCACCCCUUUCUCUUACCCCUCCGUCCCCGUCCCCCUCCGCCCUUGGUCUCAGAGACUUCACAGUGGGGACUCGGGUUCACACUUCCGGAAUAGGUGGUCUGAAACGCGGUUCAAGUCCCCAGAGCCCAGGGAGGGAACUGCGCAUUUUCUCCGUUCGAGAAAUGAAAUCCACUCCCGCCCAGUCUGCCUUCUUCCAUCUACUAGCAGCUGCAGGCCGCAGGCCAGUUUGGCACAAACAUCAAGGAACCCCACUUCUUCACCGGGGGAGCGGAGGGAUGACUGGGGCUAGAAAGUGUGCAGUGAGAAAUUAGGCCGGCGUCUUCCUUCUCCGACCCCGCCUCCCUCUUCCCCCAGGAAAGGAAAAGGCUGCCUCUGCGUUAGGAAAUUCCACCUCGAUCGAGGUCCCAAAGCCGAGCAGCCGAUCCUUCGAAAAAGAGGGAGGGGCUCAAUGACACAGAGGAAGGAAAUGUUUCAUAACGCUUCCCCAGGCGGAAAACCACGGGGACAAUGGUGAGAACGACCGCCGCCCCCCAUUCCAGAUGCAAUACACCUCAAUUGAUAAUUCUCAAGAAGCCUAUAGCAAAUUAAGUAUUCAACAAGUGACAAUGAGAUGAAAGAAUCCAGUCGUACACAAGAGCUAUUAGCAUUGUUUCAGUGUAAACAUUCUAUACAGAAAUGAUUGAUAUAUUUAUUCCAUAAACAUGUAAUGAAUGCUGUUAUUCAUAUUUUCAUGCCAUAGGAUUUACCAACUAGGCAUAGAAAAGCUGUUUAGUAUUAGUGCUCCUUUUGGGAACAUAUGUUGUAAAAUAAUAUUGGACAAAUGCAUAUUUUAUUUGAUUAUAAAUGGGAAAAUAGAAAAAAUCUAUUUUAAGCAGCUUAUAUACCCAGAAAUAAUAACAAAUAUUGAAGACAGAAAAAUGAACAUAAAUUACAUUUGGAUUUACAAUUGCUGUGAUCCCAGAGUCCCACAUUUCCAAGAAUCUGUCCAAGCCUCAAAUGUCCCAGAUGGUAAAGCAAAAUUGGGGGCUAAGAAAUGAUUCUGACCCAUAUUUUUUAAUAAAAUUCCUUUUGGCAUUAUAACUGUCUAAUUUUUUGAUAGGUAUGUUGUCACAGACUUGUCACUGCUGUUGUUUCCAAUGAUGAAAUUUUAUUUAAAUUCUGAAUGGGAAUUUUCUGUCAAUAAAAAAUUCCACCUUAAAAGA